Messenger RNA from Mesorhabditis spiculigera, 783 nucleotides. Lineage: Eukaryota; Metazoa; Nematoda; Chromadorea; Rhabditida; Rhabditidae. The record is from the annotation of a GenBank genome assembly.
AUGUCCGAAAUACCGCCUGGUGAUUAUGCCCUCGAGCUUGGAGCAACAUUCAGUUCUUCGAGUCCAGCUACCUACCAUACCCUACGCUACGAUUUCAAGCCACAAAGUGUAACUGCUGAUUCUGAGUCAUACAUUGCUGUACAAGAGGAAGGUGAUGUACAGGUGGUUGUUCCAAGUGGAAGUGAUGAUCUUACCGUCUACAAAGGGGCCCAAAAACCGGUCAAAGAAAAUAAGGAAUGCCUAUUAUUUUAUGACCCAGCCACGGGAACCUUGAGGCUCGAAAAACUGGAAAGCAAUAUUAGCGUGAAAAAGACAAGGGAUAUUGAAUCGGUUGAGGCUUUGAAGAAUGAAGUAGACAGGGUACGGAACAAGGCUUCAGACGACUUUCCGGAAGAAGCUUUCUAUGCAAAGACUACGAUGACAUCCCAGGCCCUACCCCCUCCAACCCGUGAAUCACCAAAAAAUCCGGAAGAAAUGAGUGAAGCUAGUUCUGAUGAUGAUAGCUCCUCUUCCUCCUCACAAUCUGGUGAUAGCAGUCGAAGUAAUAGCCGAUCAAAUUCGCCAGUUCAUGAUGAUUCGGAAGAUGAAUUAUCAAGAGCAUUAGAAGAUCAGAUGGUGGCUCAAGAUUCUCAACCCCCACCGCCUGUGCGCCCGGCCCUACCAUCAGUUUUUGAUCAGUUAGAUGAGCCCAUGCUUCCAUCAAAACCAGCCCCAGUUCAUAAAAGCAAGACAAAGGAUGUUAUUGAUGAUCUACAGCUCAGUGAAAGUUCUGAUGAAGGAGAU